Messenger RNA from Asparagus officinalis (garden asparagus), 2016 nucleotides. Its product is annotated as pyridoxine/pyridoxamine 5'-phosphate oxidase 1, chloroplastic. NCBI's taxonomy places the organism in Eukaryota, Viridiplantae, Streptophyta, Magnoliopsida, Asparagales, Asparagaceae. Gene Ontology annotation, cellular component: mitochondrion. The coding region runs from base 41 to 1666 and encodes 541 amino acids. The record is from RefSeq and is a predicted model, not a curated record. The transcript is spliced from 14 exons. Gene Ontology annotation, biological process: pyridoxine biosynthetic process. Gene Ontology annotation, molecular function: NAD(P)HX epimerase activity; pyridoxamine phosphate oxidase activity; FMN binding.
CCUAUCGUUGCCCCUACCCAAUUCUGGGUGCGAUGAACAAAUGUACAGCCUGAGGUCCGGAGCCCGCGCCAUGCUAUUAUCCCCCCUUCGCCUCUCUCAACUCCUCCUCGUCCCCAAAAUCUCCCUCUCCUCCUCCAUCCCACUUUCAUUUCCUUCCCAAAAUACCCCUGCCGGUCACUCCCCCUUCUCAAACUCUUCUCUCCCCUCCACCUCAACACCAAGGCGUCAGUCGCUCGUAUUCUCUAUCUCCUCUCCGUCUCGAGGCGUCGCUUCGAUGGCUGACGAGACCGUGACGUACCUCUCGCAGAAAGAGGCGGCGGAGAUCGACGAGAUCCUCAUGGGUCCGCUUGGAUUCAGCGUCGAUCAGUUGAUGGAAUUGGCGGGAUUGAGCGUGGCCACGGCUAUCGCUGAGGUUUAUAAACCAAGCGAAUAUAGUCGCAUUCUUGUUAUUUGUGGUCCAGGAAAUAAUGGUGGUGAUGGCCUGGUAGCUGCUCGUCACCUACGCCACUUUGGAUAUGAACCGUAUAUCUGUUAUCCAAAGAGAACAGCAAAACUUCUAUAUACUGGCUUGGUUACUCAGUUGGAAUCGCUGGCAAUUCCAUUCUUAUCUGUUGAUGAGCUGCCUAAGAACUUUUCAGAUGAUUUUGAUCUCAUUGUGGAUGCAAUAUUUGGGUUCUCAUUUCAUGGUAGUCCAAGGCCACCUUUUGAUGAUCUUAUCCAAAGGCUUGUUUCUUUGCAUUGUAUUGACAAUGUACAUAAAAGAAAGCCUGCAAUUGUUUCUGUUGAUAUUCCAUCAGGCUGGCAUGUUGAAGGAGGAGAUGUUGAUGGUGAUGGGAUUAAACCUGACAUGCUGGUAUCGUUGACUGCUCCAAAGCUCUGUGCAAAGAAUUUUCAUGGCCCACACCACUUUCUAGGAGGUAGAUUUGUCCCCCCUGCCAUUAGAGAUAAGUUUGGACUUAAGCUUCCUCCAUAUCCUGGCACUUCCAUGUGCGUGAGAAUUGGGAAACCCCUCUCAGUAGACAUCUCAUCUCUGAGAGAGAACUAUGUUUCUCCUGAACUUCGUGAAGAUCAAGUGAAGGCUGAUCCUAUAGAUCAGUUUCAGAAGUGGUUUGAUGAAGCAGUUGCUGCCGGUUUGCGUGAGCCAAAUGCUAUGGCCUUGUCAACUUGUGGAAAAGAUGGAAAACCUACAUCACGAAUAGUUCUACUAAAAGGGGUGGACAAAGAAGGCUUUGUUUGGUAUACCAAUUAUGGAAGCCGAAAGGGUCGAGAUUUGUCUGAGAAUCCUCAUGCAUCACUUCUUUUCCAUUGGAAUCAUCUUAAUCGCCAGGUGAGAGUAGAAGGAACUGUUCAGAAGGUCUCUGAUGAGGAAUCUGAGAAAUAUUUCCAUAGUCGCCCUCGUGGAAGUCAGCUUGGUGCAAUCGUCAGUAAACAGAGUACUACUGUUGCUGGAAGGCAUGUGCUUCACGAAGCCUACAUGGAACUGGAAAGGAAAUAUUCUGAUGGAAGUUUGAUCCCCAAGCCAGAGUACUGGGGUGGAUAUAGACUGAGGCCAAACCUUCUUGAAUUUUGGCAAGGACAACAAUCUCGUCUUCAUGACAGGCUACAGUACUCUUUGAGAGAGAUCAACGGAAGCCGCGUGUGGCAAAUAGAAAGGCUGGCCCCAUGACUAGUGCCCCUCUUAUCUUCCCUCAAAUUUUCACAAUCGAAGCUCUGAGGCUGGCUGCUUUCAGUUGAAGUGUUGUUGUAAUAAAGGAUGCCGAGAACAUAGUCCCAAUUUCUAUCUGGGUCGAGUAGCUGAGGGAGGACGAAUCACUCUUUGUGCGACUAGUGUGGAAAUAACUCUUGACAUUUUAAGUAAUGUGACUCGUCCUUGCUUUUUCCAGUAGUUGUAUUUGUUUGAACAGCAUAUGACACGCAUACAUGCUGUGAGAUAGAGCAGAUUGACCGGAAGACAAUAAUUAUACUGGCCUCAUCCUUGGAAAAUAUAGUCACUUGGUUUGGUGAUGUUCCUUUUUA